GAAGUUGCACAGCUGUGUUUAACGAAAACAACAACUACUACUAUACAAAAAUAACACAAAAUCCAAAGAAAAAUUUUGUGUUUAUUUACAAAAUUGUAUAAAAUAAUUAUACAAAUUAAUUAAAGGAAUUUAUUUUUUGCAUCCCAAACUAAAUAAAGCCGCCAAAAUAACGUCGACACCGGAAAUGCAACCUAAAUAUAAAUUCGCCGAAGGCGAAAAAGUAUUAUGUUUCCAUGGGCCAUUAAUCUAUGAAGCCAAAGCAUUGAAAAGUACCACUACAAAAGAUAAACAACUAAAAUAUUUUGUCCACUAUGCCGGCUGGAAUAAAAAUUGGGAUGAAUGGGUACCGGAACAUCGUGUUUUAAAGUACAACGAUACUAAUUUGCAACGACAAAAGGAAUUACAAAAGGAACAUGAUGCCAAAAAAGAGAAAAAUAAGAAAGGUACACCUAAGGGGAAAAAGGGUGAAACAAUGGCAGUUGCUCCCAAAGAAAGUGGAGCGGUUAGUAGUGGUGGUAGUGAGUCAAGAGCUUCAACGCCUUCAAAAGAAUUAAAUACUUCAACAAGUGCUAACACAAGUACAGGCGGUACGACAGCUACAGGUGGUAGAGGAAAUCGUUCUAAACAGAAUGCCACGCCCAUAGCCAUAGAAACAAAAAAAGAUACCGCCGUCGCAAAAGAGGAUGCAACAAAAGACGAUAAAGAUGAACCGGCCACUAAAAAGAAAAGAGGUACUUCGACAUCGACUAAUCCCGACAAAACAGUAGCUACAUCAACAGAUGCAAAAUCUUCUACCACAAGUAGCAGCACCACCAUCACCACUACUACCACAAGUAGUACCACCACCACCUCCACCGCACCAGCUGAUGUUACUUCAACACCCACAGUAACAGUAGGUGCGACAAAUCCUGCUUCAGCUGCAUCGACACCAUCUUCUAUCAGUCGCUUAGAUUCUUGUGUGGAAAGCGAGGAAACCUUUUUGGCUAAAAUAGAGGUAAAAAUUAAAAUACCCGAUGAACUGAAACAAUGUUUAGCCGAUGAUUGGGAUGCUAUAACUCGUCAGCACAAACUUUUAGAUAUACCCGCUAAGAUAACCGUACAAGAUAUAGUUGAUCAGUAUAUAAACUUGAAAAAGUCGGCCAAAUCUUCGAAUGCAUGCAAAGAGUUGGCUAUAUCAGAUGUAUUAAAUGGCGUUAUAGAAUAUUUUAAUGUCAUGUUGGGCUCACAACUUCUGUAUAAGUUUGAACGUCCACAAUAUGCCGAGAUUUUACAACAGUAUCCAGAUACUCCCUUGUCGAAACUGUAUGGCUCUUUUCAUUUGCUCCGUUUAUUUGUUAAACUGGGUUCAAUGUUGGGCUACUCAGCCUUAGACGAGAAAUCCAUGCAAAUGCUGUUGGCGCAUUUACAUGAUUUUCUUAAAUUUAUGGUAAAAAAUAGUGCUACAUUCUUUAGCAUGUCCAGUUUUGUUAAUGUCACACCGGAAUAUCAUCGUCAUACUCAAUGAUUUUAAUUUGUUCUUCAUUAAUUCACAGACGUUUUUUAUUGUUUAAACGCUUUACUAUAAUUAUAUAUCUUAUUUUUUUUCUCGUGUUUUCAUUAUUUUGAGUUUUAUUUUAAGAUUUUCUCUUUUAAAAAGAAUGAAGGAUGUUGGCUUGUUUUUUUAUUUCUUUUUUGAAUUUUAGCAAUUAAAAAUAAUUUUCUCAUAAUAAAAUUUAGCUAUCAAUUAUUAGAUUUAUAUAAAAAAAAUACAAUUUAUUGCUCAUAAGUUUAUUUUCUUAUUGUAGAACAUUUUAAACAAUAUCAGUAAACGUAGUUUUUUAUUGAAACAACAUUUUCAAAUCUGUAAAUGGUAAUAAACAUUGUAGUAUGUAUUCAUUUAAAAAA
Messenger RNA from Calliphora vicina (urban bluebottle blowfly), 1884 nucleotides. RefSeq names its product MORF-related gene 15 (gene MRG15). The record is from RefSeq and is a predicted model, not a curated record. Gene Ontology annotation, biological process: chromatin organization; regulation of DNA-templated transcription. NCBI's taxonomy places the organism in Eukaryota, Metazoa, Arthropoda, Insecta, Diptera, Calliphoridae. Gene Ontology annotation, cellular component: NuA4 histone acetyltransferase complex; nucleus. The transcript is spliced from 4 exons. The coding region runs from base 185 to 1504 and encodes 439 amino acids.